CACACACUGAUUUCCUGUUUGCUGAGCCAUCCCUCCAUUUCACAUUCUGCAUGAAAUUACAGUCCAUAGAUUAGAAACAGACCCAAAGAUAUAUCUCUAAUACUUGGUGGUCUGUUUUAUCCCACCCUCCCCUUCUAAUGCUUUUCCAGUAAUUCAGGCCAUUUGGAUUUCUUUCAGACUGGAAGACUACACUUGAAAGAGUCUGUCUGAAGAGGAUAUUGCUGUGGAAGGGCCAUCUUAUCACAUGGAAAUGAAAUACCAUGUUCAGGAGAAGGGCCCCAGAAUUUUUUCAGCAGAGAACAGCAAAGAUGGUAAGAACUAUGGAAACAUUAAUCAUAGCUUGUCUCUUAAUGAACACAAGCCAACGCAUUUGGAGAGUCAGUUCAGUUGUGACAAAUGCCUUGAACAGACUGAAAUAAGUCAUCCUGGAGAGGCACUACUCACAUAUAAGGACGACUGUGAUGCCUCCCACAUGGCCUCAUCUUUUACUUACUGUGACAUCAUUUAGACUGGAAAGAAGCCAUAUGAAUGUAAACAGUGUACAAGAUCUUUCAGCUGUUGCUCUAAGCUUGUACACCAGAGACACACUGGAGAAAAGCCCUAUGAAUGUACUUGAUGUGGAAAGUCUUUCAGGCAGAGCUAUGACCUUGUAGUACACCAGAAAACUCACAUGGGAGAAAAACCCAACGAAUGUAAUCAAUGUGGAAAAUCCUUCAUCCAGAGUUCCAAACUCAUUAGGCAUCAAUGAACUCACACUGGAGAAAAACCAUAUACAUGUCGUGAAUGUGGAAAAUCUUUCAGGUGGAACUCUAACCUUUUGGUACAUCAAAUAAUUCACACUGUUAAAACUUAUGAGUACGCUCAUUGUGGAAAGUCUUUCAGUCAGAGCUGUGACUUUGUCACACAUAAAUGGACUCACACGGAGAGAAAUCCUAUGAAUAUGAAUAUAGUGUGGUAAAUCCUUCAUUUGAAGCACUCAACUUACUAGGCAUCUGUGAAU
This is a messenger RNA of Capra hircus (goat), 1000 nucleotides long. Its product is annotated as zinc finger protein 544. Gene Ontology annotation, biological process: negative regulation of transcription by RNA polymerase II. Gene Ontology annotation, molecular function: DNA-binding transcription repressor activity, RNA polymerase II-specific. NCBI's taxonomy places the organism in Eukaryota, Metazoa, Chordata, Mammalia, Artiodactyla, Bovidae. The record is from RefSeq and is a predicted model, not a curated record.